CCUGCUGCCCGCUGCGGGCGGGCGUCCCCGAGCGGUGCCCGGCGGCGGCGCGAUGGACAGCCCCGAGGUGACCUUCACGCUGGCCUACCUGGUGUUCGCCGUGUGCUUCGUGUUCACGCCCACGGAGUUCCACUCGGCGGGGCUCACGGUGCAGAACCUGCUGUCCGGCUGGCUGGGCAGCGAGGACGCCGCCUUCGUGGCCUACCACCUGCGCCGCUCGGCCGCCACGCUGCUGUGCCACGCGCUGCUGCCGCUCGGCUACUACGUGGGCAUGUGCUUCGCAGCCUCGGACAAGCAUCUCUACGUGCCUGGCCAGGCCCCGGCAGCGUGGCGGCUGUUCCUCUUCCUGGCGCUGGCCCUGCCUUCUGUUGUUGGUGCCCUCAUCUACUACUGGUCACGGGACCGCUGGGCCUGCCACCCGCUGGCUCGAACCCUGGCCCUGUACGCUCUCCCUCAGUCGGGCUGGAGGGCCGUCGCCGCCUCCAUCAACACCGAGUUCAGGCGCAUCGACAAGUUUGCCACGGGGGCCCCAGGGGCCCGGGUGAUCGUGACAGACACGUGGGUGAUGAAGGUGACCGCCUACCGCGUGCACGUGGCCCAGCAGCAAGACGUGCACCUGACCGUGACCGCGUCGCAGCAGCACGAGCUUUCGCCCGACUCCAACCUGCCGGUGCAGCUGCUCACCAUCCGCGUGGCUGGCGCUCGCCCCGCUGUGCAGGCCUUCGACAUCCGGCUGAACGCCGCGGAGUAUGGUGAACUGUGUGAGAAACUCCGGGCGCCCAUUCGCAGCGCGGCCGCCGUUGUCAUCCGCCAGAGCCUAGGCGACCUGUUCCUGGAUACCUUUGCCUCCCUGGUAGAGGUCAACCCGCCCUAUUCCGUCCCCAGCAGUCAGGAGCUGGAGGCCUGCAUCGGCUGCAUGCAGACGCGCGCCGCUGUGAAGCUGGUGAAGACGUGCCAGGAGGCAGCCGAGGGCGAGUGCCAGCAGUGCUACUGCCGCCCCAUGUGGUGCCUCACCUGCAUGGGCAAGUGGUUCGCCAGCCGCCAGGACCCGCAGCACCCUGACACUUGGCUGGCCAGCCGUGUGCCCUGCCCCACCUGCCGGGCCCGCUUCUGCAUCCUGGAUGUGUGUGCUGUGCACUGAGCGGGGCCGGGGCUCUUCUCCCACUGGCUGUUCUUCCAGCGGAGGCCCAGCUGGAAAAGGGGGCUCUUGCGGAAGUGGGGGCCUGCGCACUCUCCCUCACUCCUUGCUUGGGGGUGGGUGGGCCCUGGGCCCAGAGUACCCUGCAUCUGCCUCCAGAGCAUUUCCGGCCCCCUGAGCUGCCCCCCGGGAGACCCAUGGUCCUGACCUGGGCCACUUGCCUUAAUUUUGUGGCGCACACCCGCCCUAGGUGCACCGCAGCCUGCUCCGACGUCCUGCGCCCCCUCCCCACAGGGACUGCCUGGGGGCUGCUCCUGGGAGGUCCUGGCCUCUUGGGAGGGAUCAGAUCAGCUGUUAUUUCAGCUGCGCUUCUGGGGGUUACUCGUUCCCCUGGAAGGAUAUUAUGCCACUCCUGCCUAUGCCUUCCCCUGCCCCGCGAGUUCAGGGCAGGGCCAGGCUUUGUGUUCCCUUUCCGGGAGGCACUGCCCUGAAUACCGGGCGCCUCAGCGACAUUCCUCGGGGGCGCAGCCCUGCAGGCCGGUGGCUGAGGCACUGAUGGGCGUCUUCCCGAUGCUGGGGGCACAGGUGGGUCCACACAGUUUCCUGUGCCCCUGGACCCUGAAACCUGGCUGUGCCAAGCGGAGGAGGGGCCCAGGCGGCGCGCUUGCCAGGCGGCUCCAAACCCGGGGAUCUGGGAGCAGCGGCCCAGCGGCGUGGCCGGGCGGCGGGUGGAGUCGCGCCCGCUCGGAAAGCGAAGCUGUCGCGGCAGGAGACGCGGCGUCUAA
Talpa occidentalis (Iberian mole) is the source of this 1923-nucleotide messenger RNA. It is a transcript of the gene TMEM129, whose product is annotated as transmembrane protein 129, E3 ubiquitin ligase. The coding region runs from base 53 to 1141 and encodes 362 amino acids. NCBI's taxonomy places the organism in Eukaryota, Metazoa, Chordata, Mammalia, Eulipotyphla, Talpidae. Gene Ontology annotation, cellular component: membrane; endoplasmic reticulum. The record is from RefSeq and is a predicted model, not a curated record. Gene Ontology annotation, biological process: protein ubiquitination. The transcript is spliced from 4 exons. Gene Ontology annotation, molecular function: ubiquitin protein ligase activity.